Messenger RNA from Zerene cesonia (dogface butterfly), 938 nucleotides. Its product is annotated as L-xylulose reductase-like. Gene Ontology annotation, molecular function: carbonyl reductase (NADPH) activity; L-xylulose reductase (NADPH) activity. The record is from RefSeq and is a predicted model, not a curated record. Gene Ontology annotation, biological process: glucose metabolic process; xylulose metabolic process. The coding region runs from base 110 to 844 and encodes 244 amino acids. NCBI's taxonomy places the organism in Eukaryota, Metazoa, Arthropoda, Insecta, Lepidoptera, Pieridae. The transcript is spliced from 5 exons.
AGAGAGUAAAUAUUCUCGCCAUAUACAGCGCAAUAGUACCUCUGCUCUCGAUAAGUAAAUAGUGUUUGCUGAGUAACAUUCAAGUUUUAAUCAAGAUUACACGUCUAUAAUGGAAAUUUCAUUUAAAGGAAAAAGGGUGCUUGUUACUGGCGCCGGUCAAGGAAUCGGCCGCGGUAUUGCUAUUGAAUUAUGGCGAGCUGGAGCCAAAGUUGUGGCUUUAUCAAGAACAAGAUCUCACCUAGAGAGUCUAAAAAACGAGUACCCAUCCAUAGAUAUUGUUGACGUUGAUGUAUCUGACUGGGACACAACUCGCGAAGUGGUUGAAUCCCUUGGUCAUUUCGAUGCCCUAGUUAAUAACGCUGCAAUGGCUAUUUGCCAGCCUUUCUUGGAAUGCACGCCUGAUUCCUUCGAUAAAAUGACCAGCAUUAAUGUUAAGUCUAUUAUCAACAUAAGCCAAGUAGUGGCCAAAAAAAUGAUAGACAGCAAAACAAAAGGAGCAAUUGUCAAUAUUUCUUCGCAAGCAUCUAAGGCGGCACUUAAAGAUCACACAGUAUAUUCAGCAACAAAAGCGGCUCUGGAUGCAAUCACUCGCUCUAUGGCUCUAGAACUCGGACCUUAUGGUAUAAGGACAAAUGCCGUUAACCCAACGGUGAUCAUGACGGCUAUGGCCAAGGUUGGCUGGUCAGACCCCGAGAAGGCCCACGGAAUGCUAUCGAAAAUACCUCUGGGAAGAUUUGGUGAAGUUUCUGAGGUAUCUGACGCAGUACUUUAUCUUCUAAGCGAUAAGGCGAGUAUGAUCAACGGAGUCGAAUUGCCGAUCGACGGUGGAUUCUUGGCAACGUAAAUGAAAAAAAAAUCAAGAAAACACCUAAUUUCCUGGGCUACUGUCUAUAUUCCUAUAAAAUAUGUUAUUUUCUUAUUAAAAUUAUUAUGCAAUA